AUGUUUGACUGUAUGGAGGCUCUAGGGAUGGCCCCCCGGCCGCUCUUCGACGUGUCCAUUCAGGGGGCUUGUAUGCUGGGCAAGGCCACCCCCUUCUUCCCUGGUCUGGACCCCUUUGCCUGGGCUGGGACGGCCAGUGUUCAGUGUAAGUGAAGUAUUUGCUCUGUCUCCUCACUAGACUCAUCAGACUGGAAAAGCAUGUGUGUGUGCUGUGUGUGUUUGUGCAGAGCCAGGGUUUUCACUCUCCUCAUCAGACUGGUGGUGUUAUUGUGAUAAUGCGGAAAUAGUGACUAUCUCAGUGUGCAUGUGUGUCCUUAUCAGAGUGCUGAUGUUAUCAUAGAGCUCUCUCCACAGGAAGAGACAGAUUCCAUUCGAUUCUCUGUGCCCUUUCUCAUCCUCCAGUUUGUUUGUUUAUGUGCUCAGUGUGUGUGUGGGGGACUGCAUAUUUAUUCAUCAUCAUGUUUGUUUUCUUUUUAAAUGACUUCAGAUGAAUGAUUUAGCUUUCUCUCACAAUAUGGGCCCCCUGACCUUGUGAGGUGUUUAGAAGCUAACUACCAAAGUCAAAAUGAAAGUGGAUCCUUAAGAGGGAUCACAAGAGGCACAAUGAUGAAAGCAUAUGACCCAUUUCAGUAGAGAUAUGGGUAACUGAUGCAAUGUGAAUAACUAGGCCUACUUAAAAACAUAAUUAGCAUCUAACUUAAAAGUUCAUUUGAGGGCAAAACUGUUAAUGAAGAAUAACUAGAGCAUGAAUAAGUAGGACAUUACAGCUUUACAGUAACAACUGAGGCCCUGGGCUGGAACAGGGCCCUGUCUCUCUCUCUUUUCCUAGAGGCUUUGCCACUUUACUAACACACAUAAUGCCUGUAUGAGUGAGAAGGAGUAAAGAAAAUAACUUGAGUUAUUGUUAUGCAGUCCAUCUACCCUCACCACUGUAUUUCAUAUGAUAAUAGCCUACUCUGGCACUGGCAACAUGGUGUUUCUGGCAUGCUCAUUUGAAUAUAAAAGAUGAGGGGGGCCUUGCUAUUGCACUAAAAUAACGUGUUCAGGCAGUGAAGACACACACAGGAAACUAUUAGAGAUGUUAUAUUUAUCUAUUUAAUUCAGUUGGCCUACACAAUUUUACGCAAGGCUUUGCCCCCUUAGUACCUUUUGUGUUGGUUGAAUAAUUGCGUCCCAGGCGAGUUCUACUUAAUGGCAGUAGGCCUACACCGUGUGCUGGUUAGUUUCAGUUCUUCCAGGUGAAAGGCCUAUAUAUCUUCAUUAAUCGUGAAGACACCAGGGUUUCAGGCGCUGUCAGCCCCACGGUGUUUCCCGUAAUGAAGACGAAUGAGCUGUCAGGGCGAGCGAGACCACAGCCGGUCUCAACUUGCUAAAUACAAUCGCCAACUUCUGAGGGGACAGGAGGACAACAAAAAACUACUACAAUUGUAUUGAACAUCGAAACUAUGGCCCUUUCUUUCUUCGGUAACAGUCUAGGUCCUAUAUUGUCCUGUCCUAAAGUGUCCUUAUUACAGUGUAGGCUAAUAACCUUUAUGUAGCGCAAAUGUGCAUAGUGGCCAUCAUACCACUUUUUCAUUUAAGAGAAUUAGAUUUAUUUUCCCACGAACACUUUAAGUGAAUUAAGUUCAGUUUAUAAACAACUUUUCUCUGAACAGUUGGUUGCCUUCACAAAAUAGUAUCUGUUGUUAGGCAGUUUGAGAAAGAGACAAAGAGAAGGAGAAAACAGAAUAGGCCUAAAGACCACAGAAAUGUCCUUUGAUAGGCGUGGAUGGCCCCGUGCGGGGGAGAGAGAAAAGAGGGAUCUAGAGUGUUGAGUGUUCAUCUUUAGACCGGUGUUCUGUUUCCAUCCUCUGUUCUCAAUAACCUCUGUAAACAUUGAGAGACAAUAACUCGCGAAGAGGCGUAAUUCACCCACUCUAUUCACACUGGUUAGCCCUCAUUGUUGCCAACAGACAGAUGAGCUAGCAAUGGCUUACCCUUACAUUGCCAAACAAGGAAAGGUCGGACUAAAAUCAAAUUUAGGGAGUAUGAUAGCAUAAUAACCAGUAAGAGCUCAUUCAAAUGCUCAAAGAAGUGGGUAUUUGUGGAGUGUGUUCAACCUGGACUCAGGGGUAGACAUAACAUAGUAAAUGAAAAUCCGGACACUCCAAUUAGUAUGAUAUGUUACGUUUCGUAUGGAAACCUAUGUAUUAAUUUGUGGAUGUCCAUCAUCCAUUUCGUAUGAUGUUACGAUUUACAAUUCGUACAAUAUGUUACAAAUUUGCAAAACGUAUGAUAUGUUACGAAUUCCUAUUUGUUUUGGCUAAUGUUAGCUAGGUGGUUAGGAGUUAGGUUAAAGGGUUAGGGGAAGGGUUAGCUAACAUUCUAAGUAGUUGUAAAGUAGCUAAAAAAGUAGUAAGUAGUUGCAAAAGUUGUCCGUGAUGAGAUUCGAACACGCAACUUUUGGGUUGCUAGUCGUUCGCAUUAUACGCCCACACCGACCAACCACCCACCUUACUUUCCUUUUUUGCCUUGAAGAUGCUCCGCCAUUUCCUGGUUGCUAAAAUUCGGAUAGUUCGCCUAAUUUCAGUUUAUGUGACAAAACAAACAAGUAUAGUGUAAAUGAUCGGAGAGGUUGAGGGUAGCGGAAGUUCAGGAGUAAAAACAAACAAAAUAGAAUUAUUAUAAAAUUGACUGUGUCCAUAAAAUGUAUAUAGUAUGUAUAAGCUGGAAGUAGAAGCCUAAGCGUUGUUGUUCACUAGUUUACUCCAAUUAGGGGAGGGGUGGUUGGGUUGGAAAGUAAUAAAGGGAAAUAUAUUUAAAAAAGGGAUAUGUAUAUAUAUGUAUGUAUAUGUAUAUGUAUAUGUAUUUAUAUGUAUGUAUGUAUAUAUUUGCGAGAAAAAAACCAUAUGGGGGAUUGGAAGUGAUGCAGACAAUUACAUUGAUGGAAGUUACAAUCUAUCUGCAAUAUUAAAGCUGAUCUACCCCCUAAUUUAUUUUUAUUUUUUAUUAAUCAUUGUACCAUCACAACCGCUGUGAAAUAUAUUUUCCAUAAACAAAAAUAUUGUAUUUUCAGCUGUUUGAAGCUGGUGUACAAAAACAAAAGUAAAAUAUGCAAAAGGGAAACUUAAAAAUGGGAAGUAUAGAAAUAGCACACAUAGAACAGCUCUACCGCUUCUUAGACUUGCUUUCAAUGAGAAUGACAGAUCUAUAACUCACAUUUCUAUGAUUUGGUCAUGCUAAUUUGAGUGUUCUAUAUUUACGUUUACUAUGUUAAGUCUAGUCUAUGAGACCAGGCUGGUGUGUUUGAUGUUUUAGUUUUUUUGCCCUUGGAUGGUGAACUACAGCGUGUCAUUGUUUAGCAUUGACAGAAAGGUCAAUGAUAGAUGACAGGCUUAUCAACUACGAAUGAGGCCAUCACUUUUUCACAAAAAGACAACCCAAGCUCAUAUUGGUCUCUAUUACUCUGACACACCGCAUUGUGUUUUAUCCAAUUUGAUAACGUAAAUAUUCUGAAGGCUGUAGGUCUGUCUCAUAUGACAUCAGCAGAAAAAAACAUUUGGCCUACAGGAGAGCACAACGUAUCAGCACUAGUAUCAACAACACAGCUAACCUAUGAAGGAUCCGCCAGGGGGUAGAUUGGAAUAGAGGCUCUGUCACAGUGUGGAACUUGGUCAUGUUACUUCUCUAAAUUCUCAUAAUCCGGGAUAGGCAUUCAGGGGGCCCUAGUGUGUGUGUGUGUGGCCAGCUUUCCUGUUUUCUGUUGUUUUUAUGUGAGGCAGUUCAGGACCUCUCUACCUCCCUUGGUUUCAAUGUCAGGCGUUAUGGAGAGAGCACAGACAGGCCAAAGUCAGGACCUGUGUGUGUGUGUCCGUCUUUGCACACUGGUGGGCUUCCUAAUAAAGAAAGAGAAAGGCAUAAUUUUAAACACAAUUGAAUAAAGUAGACAUGGUAUUGUACAAUAAUGAAAGCAAUACCAAUCAAGGACUAUACAUGCCAUUAUUUUGAGUUCUUAUGAGUGUGCUGCUGUAUAUGUGUGUCCAUCUCACUGAAUCAUGCAUACAGUAUCCCUCGGAUCUUGUGUCUUGUCAGAAUACGUCAACAUCAUUUGUUUGCCUUUAAUCAAGGCCUUUAAUUAUUCAAUUAUAAUUACAAAAGGCUCAAUUAAGAGAUUAGACUGCCUGCAGGGACGGGGCCGCAAGAAGAGAUGGAUGAAAGGGGGUUUGAUUAGGGAUUAACAUUUACCCCCUACAAUUCCAUCCCUUCUUCUGUACUCAGGGGGUUUCAUCCUUUCAUCAGAGAAUAUGCCAGCGUGUUUUCUGUGGGAGUGAUAAAACUAAUCCCCUGUCUCUCUCUGCUUCUCUCCUCUCUGCCCUUGAUGUCUUAUUCACUACCAGCUUGAAGGUCAUAUGGCCACAUUAUACGUGUCAUGACUAUGUUAGGAAGCUCAGGUGAAAUAGGAUUAAAUGAUAGUUUGUCUUAAAUGCUAUGCCUUCAGGAUGAAACAAUAUGGUUACAGAUUAACUGCAAGGUGAGAAUAUUUCUCUAUGAGAAAUUGGAGAGGGAGGAUGAAAUCUACAUUGCAGUAUGUACAGUAAUACAUCAGCAUAAACAUACUUUUUUCAUGGUCAAAUAAAAAUAGAAAAUACUUCUACACUCCUCACAGGUAUAUGUUUUUAGUUUCCAUAAUAAGACAUGUAUGCAUAAAGGCAGCAGUUUGUAAAGUAAGAAUUUACACAAACAUACUAGGGCCAGUUUGAUUGAAUAUGUCUAAGACAAGGAUAGGGAGACAGAGUGAAAUACUAUUUGUGAGGUAGAUGGUAGCUGAGAGGGUUUAGAGGGAGAGUGAGAGAGAAUAUAUCCCAAAGACGGUGUGUUUGCGUCUGCGGUGUGUGUGCUUUUGUGUGUCUGUCUCAGCGCUCAGACGGCCGUCCCUGUUUGUGCCUGCGCAGAUUUCACAGGCCCCUGAUGGAAUUCGGUAAUAGCAUUUUAUUGCCUGUCUUCAGUGGGCGAGGGAACACAGUAAAUAAUAUCGGCUGUCCAUGGUGCGUCCACUCCUAUGGAUCCUACACAGUGUCCUGGGACGCCUCUGGGCUGGCUUUCCCAUAGUGCCAUUGGGCCAGGGCAUGGGAGAAGGACCCAGUCAACCCUACCUUUUGUAUUAGUCUGUUAUUGUUUUCCAAAGUCAGAGAACCACUCAUUUACAUAAUAUAAAGAUUUUCUACAUUAUAUGUAUUUUGUACAUGAUCAGACUGUCGUCAGGCACCUCUCUAUGGUUUCUCCUAGAUAGACAUAGAAUGGUUGUAGAUGACGUGACGUGACGCCUCAGGACUACCUGUGUGUGUUAGUGUAUGGUCUGUCUGUCUGUCUCUGGGAGUGUGUAUGUAUCUAAGUUUGGGAUCCGACCCCAGAGGAAGUGGGGAUCCUGUCUUCCUGUGGCAGGGCAAUGCUGAGCAGAGCACCAGUAAGUAGCUAGUCAACUGAUUGCUACUCUUCAGACAAAAAUAAGCUGUGCCAAGCUGAAGCUUGAGUUACUGUUUGAGUUAUUAGCUGAGUCCUAUUCAGAUGUGCUAAACUGGCCGACCACACAAAAGGGAUUGAUUUUAAGUGACUGAUUAGUUGAUUGAUAUAUUGAUGAUUGAUACAUUGAUUUACUGGUUGAGAAUCUUGGUCUUAAAGUGCUAGGUUGUUUGGAUACUCAAACCUCGCUCAGUCAGAUGAGUGCUUUAGUAAUUGCGGUGACUGAACCACUUGUACUGCACUAGGAUUAGUGGUUCUUGACAGUAAUGACAAAUUGUUUCCCAAUUUCAGUGUAACUCAAACAAUCUUGUAAGUAAUGGGAUUAGCUUGGUAGAGUUAUUGAAAAGCAGUUACUGUAGCAUGAGGAAGCAGCCAGGCAGCACUGUAGUGCCUCACCUGUUGUAAUGAAUAGUAUUUUCCAUCUAGUCUUGUUCCAGCUUGUCUCACACUCUGUCAUUCCCCUCUUUAUUGUGUCAUAACAGUCUCUCCCAUACAUGGCCACAACACAUUGACUUCAAUGGUUGAAUGUUUGGAAACAAUGGGAACAUUUGGGAGUGUGUGUGUGUACAGUUGAAGUCGGAAGUUUACAUACACCUUAGCCAAAUACAUUUAAACUCAGUUUUUCACAAUUCCUGACAUUUAAUCCUAGUAAAAAUUCCCUGUCUUAGGUCAGUUAGGAUCACCACUUUAUUUAAGAAUGUGAAAUGUCAGAAUAAUAGUAGAGAGAAUUAUUUAUUUCAUCUUUUAUUUCUUUCAUCACAUUCCCAGUGGGUCAGAAGUUUACAUACACUCAAUUAGUAUUUGGUAGCAUUGCCUUUAAAUUGUUUAACAUGGGUCAAAUGUUUCGGGUAGCCUUCCAGAAGCUUCCCACAAUAAGUUGGGUGAAUUUUGGCCCAUUCCUCUUGACAGAGCUGGUGUAACUGAGUCAGGUUUGUAGGCCUCCUUGCUCGCACACGCUUUUUCAGUUCUGCCCACAAAUGUUCUAUAGGAUUGAGGUCAGGGCUUUGUGAUGGCCACUCCAAUACCUUGACUUUGUUGUCCUUAAGCCAUUUUGCCACAACUUUGGAAGUAUGCUUGGGGUCAUUGUCCAUUUGGAAGAGCCAUUUGCGACCAAGCUUUAACUUCCUGACUGAUGUCUUGAGAUGUUGUUUCAAUAUAGCCACAUAAUUUUCCUUCCUCAUGAUGCCAUCUAUUUUGUGAAGUGCACCAGUCCCUCCUGCAGCAAAGCACCCCCACAGCAUGAUGCUGCCACCCCGUGCUUCACGGUUGAGAUGGUGUUCUCCGGCUAGCAAGCAUCCCCCUUUUUCCUCCAAACAUAACGAUGGUCAUUAUGGCCAAACAGUUCUAUUUUUGUUUCAUCAGACCAGAGGACAUUUCACCAAAAAGUACGAUCUUUGUCCCCAUGUGCAGUUGCAAACUGUAGUCUGGCUUUUUAUGGCGGUUUUGGAGCAGUGGCUUCUUCCUUGCUGAGCGGCCUUUCAGGUUAUGUUGAUAUAGGACUCGUUUUACUGUGGAUAUAGAUACUUUUGUACCUGUUUCCUCCAGCAUCUUCACAAGGUCCAUUGCUGUUCUUCUGGGAUUGAUUUGCACUUUUCGCACCAAAGUACGUUCAUGUCUAGGAGACAGAACGUGUCUCCUUCCUGAGCGGUAUGACGGCUGCGUGGUCCCAUGGUGUUUAUACUUGCGUACUAUUAUUUGUACAGAUGAACGUGGUACCUUCAGGUGUUUGGAAAUUGCUCCCAAGGAUGAACCAGACUUGUGGAGGUCUACAAUUUUGUUUCUGAGGUCUUGGCUGAUUUCUUUUGAUUUUUCCAUGAUGUCAAGCAAAGAGGCACUGAGUUUGAAGGUAGGCCUUCAAAUACAUCCACAGGUACACCUCCAAUUGACUCAAAUGAUGUAAAUUAGCCUAUCAGAAGCUUCUAAAGCCAUUUUCUGGAAUUUUCCAAGCUGUUUAAAGGCACAGUCAACUUAGUGUAUGUAAACUUCUGACCCACUGGAAAUAAGAUACAGUGAAUUAUAAGUGAAAUAAUCUGUCUGUAAACAAUUGUUGGAAAAUGUACUUGUGUCAUGCACAAAGUAGAUGUCCAAACCGACUUGCCAAAACUAUAGUUUGUUAACAAGAAAUUUGUGGAGUGGUUGAAAAACGAGUUUUAAUGACUCCAACCUAAGUGUAUGUAAACUUCCGACUUCAACUGUAGGUCUAUGUGUGUUUUUGUCUCAGUGUUGUUGUUCAUCAAGGUGGGAUUAGGAAGGCAUGGCUGUUUGAAGCAUAGUGUUGGUCGUCUGACAGGAAAGUGUUGUGCGGAAAGUAGGGGUAGUUGGUGAGUAGGGGAGAUGAGGAGAUGAGGGGUGGCCAAAUGUUGACUCCUUUUCAUCAAAAAAGGGGUGAAAUAAAAAGGUAGCUUUAUGAGGUGUUGUAAAGAAGAAAGGCUGCUUUGUAUGCAGGCCAGUGAAUGUGAGGGGCAAUCCUGAUUUAACAACCGUCCCUAAAAAAGAACCCCCCUUCACAGAGAAACCAUGCUUUCCUGUCCAUCUCUGUUAGGAGAAAAACACAUGGGAGUAAAUAUUGCAUAAAACACUGCAGUGGUAUUUAUAGAGUGAACAUAUACGAAAGUCAGUACAGAUGUAGGAUCUUAAUUUGAGCCAUUCUGCUAAAAAUAUUCCUGCAGCAACUGGAAAUAUUAAGUAUUAUGUGGGUUAUAAUUAAUGGACAUUUUUGUAGGGGUCAAGUCUGAAAUUUCAAGUCUGACAUUUCAAAGUGGAAAUUACAAACUUCAGAAGCCUUUUUAAACCUCAAAUACACCACAAGUUGUACAUUUCCUGAAAGUUCCCUGCAACAGGAUGAUCAAAUUAAGAUCCUACAUCUGUAGGUGAAUUUGCAGCAUUACUCUCCACAUAAUCUGUGUGUGUGUGUAUGUGUGUUUGCUGUAUAGUCCACGGCUGUGUGUUGUUCUAGUAAGGGUGUGAUAAUUCCUCUCUGAUUGUGUGUGUGCAUGCAUGAGCUGGUGUGUGCUCAUGUGUUUGUGUGUGUGACCCCCUCUUGCCUGUGUGUUUGGUGUUGCUGUUUUUAUGGAGCCAUCUCCUGGAUGGUAGCCUGGUUUUAUCACAGGCUUUCCUUUCAAAGAGGCUCCCAAUGACAGGAAGGACUCCUCCUCCCAACAGGGCAGGAAGGCAGAAGGGGGGAGAGAGGGAGGGAGGGAUAUGGGACAGGCCAGGGCGGGGCGGGGGAAGGGUGGUGAGGGAGGAUGGGUUGUGUAGGUAUUGAACUUAAGACAGCUGAUGAAAGGAAGUGCCAUUGCUUCACAUUUUGGACUGAAAUCUCUUCAACCAUAACCCCCCCCCCCACCCUCCCCCCACACACACACACACACGCACACACAUAUACACGCACUCAGCAUAUCCUCUCCUGGGGUUCAGGCCUAUCUCUUCCCUAUAGGUUAUCUGUAAACAUAGGCCUAUCUGUAAUAGUGAACUAGUACUUUCAACACCACGGUACAGAUACAACUCUAGAACCAUCCAUUAAAUCAGUUCAGACAUUCAUAAAUUUGCCCACAGCAUGCUCAUUUCAAAGUCUGAGUGGUCAUGGUGGACAUAUAAAUUUGAAGACACACAUGGGAAUUGUUUUCCUGUUUCUUGGUAUAUACAGGAUGGGAUGAGUUAAUGUAGUCUCCAUUUUCUCCUUCUGAUCAGGCUUAAGGUGGUGUGCGUGUCAGUGGAGGCUGCUGAGGGGAUGAUGGCUCAUAAUAAUGGUUGGAAUGGAGUAUAAUGGUUGGAAUGGAGUGAAUGGAAUGGUAUCAAACAGAUGAAAACCAUGUGUUUGAUGCCAUUCAAUUUACUCCAUUCUGGCCAUUAUUAUGAGCCAUUCUCCCCUUAGCAGCCUCCUCUGCGGUGCAUGUGUGUUGUUCCAACAUACUGUAUGUGUUGUUACCCUAUUUCACACUGAAAGUCACACUGAAAGUCACACUGAAAGUCACACUGAAAACCGCCACACACAUUCCAACAUGUUCAUAAGCUGAAACAAGCCUACACUCACACACAUUCACACACACACACACACACACAUUCCACAGCACACUCCAGAACAUUUUGUGAGGCGAGAAGUUAUGUAAAAAAAAAAUUUGCUAACCAAAUUAGUCUUUGGAGACCUGAUAACGCCAUACUGUAGAUUGGAGCACGGGCAAUUUAAAACUGAAUGCCUACAGUCAUGUACCGAGAUUCCAUUAUGUUGGCACUACAUACAUUUGUGCAGAAAGUCAUCUCUAUAAAAUGCCAUCUCAUAUCGAUCAUUAGAACUAGAUAAAGCCAUGUGACCUGACCAGGAAAAAUGACUAUUACGUUAUUGCCAGGUAUCACUAGGACAUGGAGUUUUUCCUUGUCAGAUCCCUGGGUCAGGAAAACUACUGCCCCUAGAACUAUUUUGUUCAUAAUCCAAAAUGUUCCUCUUGUAAGGACUACUAGAGAAAAUACAAGAGAGGCAAACGUAGACAAAAUCACAGGAUACUCCAUAGUAUUAAUGGUGCCGGAGGAGAUGGCUUCCGUUUUACAAGCUCCUAACCAAUUGUGCUAUUAUGUGUGUUUUUUUACGUUAUUUGUAACUUAUUUUGUACAUAAUGUUUCUGCCACCGUCUCUUACGACCGAAAAGAGCUUAUGGAUAUUAGGACAGCGAUUACUCACCUCGUACUGGACGAAGAUUUUUUCUUCAACGUGUCGGACGCGAAGGAUUUACUUCAGACACCCGACAAGGCCCAAAUCCCCGUCAUUCGCAGGAGAAAGAGACAGAGAUAUCGGGGAUGUAGGUCGGGGUGCCUUGUGAGCAUCCGACGGCGAGUGGGUAAUCUGCCUCUUCCAUCAGUCAUAUUAGCCAACGUACAAUCAUUGGAUAACAAAAUUGACGAGCUACGAUCAUGAAUAUCCUACCAACGGGACAUUAAAAACAGUAAUAUCUUAUGUUUCACCGAGUCGUGGCUGAACGACGACAUGGAUAACAUACAACGGCCUCCGGUAAGACAAGGGUGGCGGUCUGUGUAUAUUUGUAAACAACAGCUGGUGCACGAAAUCUAAUAUUAAGGAAGUCUCGAGGUUUUGCUCGCCUGAGGUAGAGUAUAUCAUGAUAAGCUGUAGACCACACUAUUUACCAAGAGAGUUUUCAUCUAUAUUUUUCGUAGCUGUCUAUUUACCACCAUACAAACCUAUGCUGGCACUAAGACCGCAGUCAAUGAGCUGUAUAAAGCCAUAAGCAAACACAGGAAAACAUUCAUCCAGAGGCGGCACUCCUAGUGGCCAGGGACUUUAAUGCAGGGAAACUUAAAUCAGUUUUACCUCAUUUCUACCAGCAUGUUAAAUGUGCAACCAGAGGGAAAAAACUCUAGACCACCUUUACUCCACACACAGAGACGCGUACAAAAGUACAUACCCCAACCAGAAGCCAUGGAUUACAGGCAACAUCCGCACUGAGCUAAAGGGUAGAGCUGCCGCUUUUAAGGAGCGGGACUCUAACCCGGACGCUUAUAAAAAAUCCCCCUAUGCCCUCUGACGAACCAUCAAACAGGCAAAGCUUCAAUACAGGAGUAAGAUUGAAUCGUACUACACCGGCUCCAAUGCUCGUCGGAUGUGGCAGGGUUUGCAAACUAUUACAGACUACAAAGGGAAGCACGGCCGCGAGCUGCCCAGUGACACGAGCCUACCAGACGAGCUAAAUCACUUCUAUGCUCGCUUCGAGGCAAGCAACACUGACGCAUGCAUGAGAGCAUUAGCUGUUCCGGACGACUGUGUGAUCACGCUCUCCGUAGCCGAUGUGAGUAAGACCUUUAAACAGGUCAACAUUCACAAGGCCGCAGGGCCAGACAGAUUACCAGGACGUGUAGUCCGAGCAUGCGCUGACCAACUGGCAAGUGUCUUCACUGACAUUUUCAACCUGUCCCUGACUGAGUCUGUAAUACCAACAUGUUUCAAGCAGACCACCAUAGUCCCUUUGCCCAAGAACACUAAGGUAACCUGCCUAAAUGACUAUAGACCGGUAGCACUACGUCUGUAGCCAUGAAGUGCUUUGAAAGGCUGGUCAUGGCUCACAUCAACACCAUUAUCCCAGAAACACUAGACCCACUACAAUUUGCAUACCGCCCCAACAGAUCCAAAGAUGAUGCAAUCUCUAUUGCACUCCACACUGCCCUUUCCCACCUACGUGAGAAUGCUAUUCAUUGACUACAGCGCAGCAUUCAACCCCAUAGUGCCCUCAAAGCUCAUCACUAAGCUAAGGACCCUGGGACUAAACACCUCCCUCUGCAACUGGAUCCUGGACUUCCUGACGGGCCGCCCCCAGGUGGUUAGGGUAGGUAACAACACAUCUGCCACGCUGAUCGUCAACACAGGGGCCCCUCAGGGGUGCGUGCUCAGUCCCCUCCUGUACUCCCUGUUCACCCAUGACUGCAUGGCCAGGCACGACUCCAACACCAUCAUUAAGUUUGCCGACGACACAACGGUGGUAGGCCUGAUCACCGACAACGAUGAGACAGCCUAUAGGGAGGAGGUCAGAGACCUGGCCAUGUGGUGCCAGGAUAACAACCACUCCCUCAAUGUGAUCAAGACAAAGGAGAUGAUUGUGGACUACAGGAAAAGAAGGACCGAGCACGAACCCAUUCUCAUCGACGGGGCUGUAGUGGAGUAGGUUGAGAGCUUCAAGUUCCUUGGUGUCCACAUCACCAACAAACUAUCAUGGUCCAAACACACCAAGACAGUCGUGAAGAGGGCACGACAAAGCCUAUUCCCCCUCAGGAGACUGAAAAGAUUUGGCAUUGGUCCUCAGAUCCUCAAAAUGUUCUAUAGCUGCACCUAGAGAGCAUCCUGACUAGUUGCAUCACUGCCUGGUAUGGCAACUGCUCGGCCUCCGACCGCAAGGCACUACAGAGGGUAGUGUGUACGGCCCCGUACAUCACUAGGGCCAAGCUUCCUGACAUCCAGGACCUCUAUACCAGGCGAUGUCAGAGGAAGGCCCUAAAAAUUGUGAAAGACUCCAGCCACCCUAGUCAUAGACUGUUCUCGCUGCUACUGCAUGGCAAGUGGUACCAGAGCACCAAGUCAGCUAAUCAAAUGGCUACCUGAACUAUUUGCAUUGUCCCCCCCUUUGGAUAAAAGCGUCUGCUAAAUGGCAUAUUAUAUUUGAUUUGAGUAACAUCCCAUGGAGAGGGUCUGUCAGCCCCCCAGGCUGACUGAAGCUCACCCCUGAGACGUCUGAGCUGCACCUCAAGCGAUGCGCUACACUCUGUCGCCCACAGCGAAUGAAAGGAGCCCUUCAUCACAGCAUACAUUCAACACGCUACACUGUGUGCGUGUGGGCGCGUGCUGGAUAUGAAAACACAUUUCUCACCGCUGAGAUCCAUGUGACAUAUGACAUAUGGGUGAAAAGUUUGCAUAAGGUCUUGACUAAAGCUUCUUCAUGGUUCGCCUGUUGUAGCAAUCAAACUGUUCUAACAUACGCUAUAGCCUACACUGACAAAUUGUUUUUAAUUGUGUAACUGACAAGCCUGUAUCUACAAUGAGGUUCAUUCAGACAUGUAAUAAGUUUCAUAAGUCAAGAGAACUCUGUAAUUACGUGAAAAGUUGGCAUGGCCUCACAUGGCUAGCUAUUACAGCCUCAAGCCACAGCUGUAAUAGCUAGCAGCUGUAGAGCGAGUUAAGACAGACCUAUGCUGCAUGGUUGAAAGACAGACAGAGAGAAAGAGGGGGAUAGAUGGGGGAGAGUGUGAAGGCCAAUCGACGGUAGUGGUGCAUGUAUAAGUGACAGAGGGGGAUUAUGAAGACUCGCUCCCUCCCCUGCACAAAGAAGCCAUGCAGAGACUGAGGGGAUUAGGAGUAAAAUGAUACGGAAUGGUGAUGGCUCUGCUGUACCUGCCCUCCCCACCCACACCCACCAUCACCCCCACCCCUCCUCAGAGCCCAGGCUGACACACGGCACUCAGGAUGGGGAUUGUCAUGCUAAUUGCGUCCCAGGCUUCUGGGGGCUGAGAAGGAAGGCCUCAGGUUUCACAGGAGCUUUUGUUUUCUAAACAGUGAUGUGUCGAGCUGAGACACACUGAAGGAGAAGCAGAGAGAGAGAAAGAGGGAGUGAGAGAGCGAGAAAGCAAGAGGGAGAGAAAGAGAGUGGGAGUGCGAGAGAGAGAGAGAAAGAGAGAGAUGUGUAGAGCUGAGGAGACACACUGAAGGAGAAGCAGAGAGAAAGUGGGAGCGAGAGAGAGCGAAAGCAAGAGGGAGAGAAAGAAGGUGAGAGCAAGAGAGAGAGAAAGAGCAAACUGCAGGCAACUAAAGCACCAGGGUAGACACAGACCCACUUUUGCACAAAGUGAAAAGGUGGAAGAAGGAAGGUAGAGAGGGAUAAACAAGGAUGGAGAGAGGGAGGUGGGCGAGAGAGGAAUAAAGCGAGAUAGAGGGAGUUGUGAGGGGUGGAGCUGGUCUAAUUGCUUGUCUGGGGGUAGUCCUAUGGAUGUGUGCUGAUUGAUGUAGUGACGCUGUGAGGUGAGCCGUGGGUGAAGAGAGAGACAGAAGGAGAGAGAGAGGGGCGUUUUUUCAGGCUGAGGCUCAGAGGCUGGGCUCAGUUCAGGGUGAUGACAGAUCCUGACAGAUUCAGGCCCCCUCUCUCUCUGUCUCUUCCAGCCAGGUGGAGCUGGGAUUGUCCCUAUCUAUUUCUCUGUGUUCUCCUGUUCUCCCUCACUCGUGUCCUUCUAUGCCCCUUCCUCUUUCUCUGUCUCCCUCGCUCCCUUUAUCUUGUGUCCUUCUGUCUUCUCCCCCUUUUCUCUCUCCCUCUCUCCACCUCUCCCCCUCUCUCCACCUCUCCCCCCUCUGUUCAGACAUUGUCAGUCACUACCUCUCCCCUGGCGCCACAUGCAGCUCCUCCUUUUCAAUAGGAGUCUUUUUUCAAGGCAUUUCUUUCAUUGUCAGUGUUACUACAUAAACAGAAAACAGCACUCCGGUUACAGUGUCCCUCACUCAGCACCAACCCACUCCCCACGACCCUACUACCUCCACUACCUGCCUCUACUGACAGCAUGGGUGUCCCAAAAGGCACCCUAUUCCCUAUGUAGUGCACUAAUUCCCUAUGACCAUAGGAGCAACAGUUGAAGUAGUGGUAGCAUCCCAAAUAUGCUAUUGGUUGUAGUGUUGAUGGUAGUAAGAUGUUGGGUUACCGAUAGUGGUAGUGGUAUUGGUAGUGGUUUUAGGCUAUUGGUCUAGUAGUAGUACUAUUGGUAGCUAGUACUAAUGGUAGUGGUGGUAGUAGACUGUUAGGCUAUUGGUAGCUACUACUUAUGGUAUUUGUAUUUGUAUUUAUUAUGGAUCCCCAUUAGCUGCUGACAAGACAACAACUACUCUUCCUGGGGUCCAGAAAAAUUAAGGAAGUUAGACCAUUUUUAAAAAACAGUUUUUAAAAUCUGAUUCUACUGCUUGCAUCAGUUACCUGAUGUGGAAUAGUCAUGGCUCUAUGUAGUACUGUGCGCCUCCCAUAGUCUGUGGACUUGGGGACUGUGAAGAGACCUCUGGUGGUGUGUCUUGUGGGGUAUGCAUGAGUGUCCGAGCUGUGUGCCAGUAGUUCAGACAGACAGCUCGGUGCAUUCAACAUGUCAAUACCUCUCACAAAUACAAGUAGUGAUGAAGUCAAUCUCUCCUCCACUUUGAGCCAGGAGAGAUUGACAUGCAUAUUAUUAAUGUUAGCUUUCUGUGUACAUCCAAGGGACAGCCAUGCUGCCCGGUUCUGAGCCAAUUGCAAUUUCCCUAAGUCCCUCUUUGUAGCACCUGACCACACAACUGAACAGUAGUCCAGGUGUGACAAAACCAGGGCCUGUAGGACCUGCCUUGUUGAUAGUGCUGUUAAGAAUGCAGAGAAGCGCUUUAUUAUGGACAGACUUCUCCCCAUUUUAGCUACUGUUGUAUCAAUAUGUUUUGACCAUGACAGUUUACAAUCCAGGGUUACUCCAAGCAGUUUAGUCACCUCAACUUGCUCCAUUUCCACAUCAUUUAUUACAAGAUUUAGUUGAGGUUUAGGGUUUAAUAAAUGAUGUGUCCCAAAUACAAUGCUUUUUGAAAUAUUUAGGACUAACUUAUUCCUUGCCACCCAUUCUGAAACUAACUGCAGCUCUUUAUUAAGUGUUGCAGUCAUUUCAGUCGCUGUAGUAGCUGACGUGUAUAGUGUUGAGUCAUCAGCAUACAUAGACACACUGGCAUUACUCAAAGCCAGUGGAAUGUCGUUAGUAAAGAUUGAAAAAAUAAAGGGGCCUAGACAGCUGCCCUGGGGAAUUCCUGAUUCUACCUGGAUUAUAUUGGAGAGGCUUCCAUUAACCUUUUCACAUGUGAGUUCCAAAUAUCUCUAACGGUCGCCCCAGCGUGAGUUGUUUUAUGCACGUAAUGUUCCAAAUUGUGAUUGUUACGCAACAGGACAGUUAACACACAGUUAUCACACAGUUAUCUAUAGGCUAUGUUUCAACUUGUCAAUUUCAAAUUAUUUUUUAACAAGUUUUAUUUUCUAACAGUUUGAAUUGAAGUGUGUUCCGCCUCCUCAUUAAUUCACAUAGAAGUAUCCCAUUUCACUGUUGCGGACAAUUUAUGUUUGAGGCUUUACUGAGCUGGAUAAACUUCUCUCCUUGAGGAGAGCCCAAGCACUUCCCCAGUGUUUCCGCAGAUCAAGUAUGCAGACAUUUGCACAGUCUUGCACGAACUGGCACAUUUUCUGGCUGGUGCUCGCAUUGCAUUCAUUGUUGUUUUCCUUACAAAUAAUAAUAUUGGACAUGUGCGUACCUUUCAAAGUAAGUGCCUUAUUUUCUGUAUAUUGUGUUGUUGUUUCUACUGUAGCAUACAGUAUGUAUGUAUGGAUGUUACGAACCGGCUCGUAGACCGUAACAAAGAGGGAGACAACGCGGAGAUAAAGAAAUAACAAACAUAUUUAUUAAAUAAAGUAAACUAUAUCCAAGUAACAAUGGUGUGUGUAGUCAGUAGUGUAAGUGAGUGGAUGCGUGCAUAGAUGGUGAUAAUGAGGGGUGUUGAGAGGUGCCAAAACAAAUGAACACAAAGAAGCCCCAAAAUGCCACAACCAAACACAACAGUGUGUCUGCGUGGAGAGAGUCUCCUCGAUGUAUGGGGGAAAGGUGUUUUUAUCCCCGGGACACACCCACCCAGGUGUGUCCCAUUUUGCUGACGACCCUCCCAGCUCCGCCCACCGACAUCCUAUAAAGGAAAACAAGAGCAGAGGGAAAUCAUUUGGCAGACAGAGUUAAAGGGUAGUCACAAUGGAGCAUAAUGUAUUUACAGUUUUCAAGUACUGGUGAGAAAUAAUGCAUUCCAAUUAGUGCAUAGAUUGUAAUGGACACCUAUGAUGUGUGUAAAAUACUAUUUUGAAGGUUAUACUGAUUAUGAUGAGCUAAUGCUAAGCUAUUUGUCAGCUAUGUGUGGCACCAUGUUUGUUGACAUUAUACAAUGCAUUCUGUAAUUGCUAUUAGCUAAAUCAUAUUGUGGUUUCUGUCAGCCGAGAGUUAGCUAAAUAUGACCUUUUGUUAAGCCAAUCUUUCCUAAGUUAGCGCUAGGUCUAAUGUAGCCUACAUUUUCCGGUUUGGAUGAUUGUGUUAUGCUGUUGCUACUUCUGUGAAUGUCUGAACAUUGCAUCCAGAAAUAAACUGGUCACAUUCAUGACCUAACUUUGUGAGGACUGUGUUUGUGCAAAAUGUUUCUGUGAAAAAACAGUGUGGGCAGCUCAAACACUGACUGUUUUAAGUAAGCGUUCUAAUCACACCGGUUUGAGCGUACACUGCAGGGACCACUAUAGAAUAAUCACAGCCGUUUGUUGGUAUGUGUCAAAGGGUUAAAGAACACCCUCUGUGUUCUGUUAGACAGGUAGCUCUUUAUGCACAAUAUAGCAGGGGGUGUAAAGCCAUAACGCAUACAUUUUUCCAGCAGCAGACUAUGAUCGAUAAUGUCAAAAGCCGCACUGAAGUCUAACAAAACAACCCCCACAAUCUUUUUAUCAUCAAUUUCUCUCAGCCAAUCAUCAGUCAUUUGUGUAAGUGCUGUGCUUAUUGAAUGUCCUUCGCUAUAAGCAUGCUGAAAGUCUGUUGUCAAUUUGUUUACUGUAAAAUAGCAUUGUCAAACACAAUUUUUUCCAAAAGUUUACUAAGGGUUGGUAACAGGCUGAUUGGUUGGCUAUUUGAGCCAGUAAAGGGGGCUUUACUAUUCUUGGGUAGCGGAAUGACUUUUGCUUCCCUCCAGGCCUGAGGGCACACACGUUCUAGUAGGCUUAAAUGUAUAUGGCAAAUAGGAGUGGCAAUAUCAUACGCUAUUAUCCUGGUAGUGGUAGUAGUAGACUGUUAGGCUAUUGGUAGCUAGUACUAAUGAUAUCGGUAGUGGUGGUCUCACAAAACAUCUCCUCAGUCAAGGUCAAAGCUAAAGGGUCAGAGUUUUAUUUCACCUCUCUAGCCACUGGGAGCUCUCUGUCCUCUAACUCUCAUUUCUUUAUCUUUCUCCAUCUCUAUUUUUCUCUUCAUUUGUCCCGCUCUUCUUUUAUUAGAUUAUUCCUUUAUGCCCUUUUCUACUCUUUUUGAAGUCUCGCCACUCUUGUUAAACGCAGGCCCUAAGUGUGAGAGAGAGGGGGCUGGAGGGGGGGUAGAGGAGGAGGAAGGGUGGGGGGAGGUGGGGGUCCACAUUUGGGCCAGAACUGUUCUAUCCAUUGAAGAUGGCAGCUAGGAGGGGGGCUGUGCGUGGCUUUUGGAUUUUCGACCCCUCCAUUUUAUUUUUGUGUCUUUUUUUACGGGGAAGGGAUGCGAGGGUCCAGCUGGUGGUGUGAAUGGCUGUCCAAGGUGACUGGAUCCCAAUAAAGAGGCGGUCGGCCUGGCUGGGGGCCUCCUUCCCAGCCCAGACACAGCCUUUAUAGGCCGGCUUACGAGCCUGGUCCUCUAUUAAACCCUGGCCAGCCUGCGCUGAGGAAUUUAGGGCCAGGAAACAAGAGAAAAACAGGGGGGUUUGGGAAUGGGCAUGGGGAGGUGAAGUUGGGGUGACUGAAGGUGAAAGUUGAAAGGCAUGUUAGAGGGGAUUGCUUUGGGGGCUUGGUCUGUGAAUGUGGCUAAAUGUAUGGGUAUUUAUGCUUGUUUGACCAUUUAUAAAUGAAUGUGUGUGUGUGUGUGUGUUUGUGUGUGUGUGUGUAUCUAUGCAAAUGUCUGCUGUUUGUUGUGUGUGUGAAGUCAGGAAAAACCCAGUGCAUUUGUAGUUAUAUUUAGUAGCUAGAUGGUGCAUAGACCUGAAAUGGUCAGUGAUAAAAAGAGAAGAACCGCACUCUUAGAAUUAAGGUGAAUACAAAAUAAAGACGUUUUCCAUUUUAGACAUAGACAAAGGUUUCGCUCAUCUGGGCUUCAUCCAUGUCGUCUCUGUGUUAAAAUGUUUGUCUCUGUGUGUGUGUGUGUGUGUGUGUGUGUGUAUUUGACGUUGUUUAUUUUGAGGGUUUUCAUUGGCAGCAGUUGAAUGACUGCUUGUGGCACAGCAAAUGGUGUUAUAUUGUGUGCCAUUUUCCCCCUGCGAGACAGAAGGGAGGGACAGAGGGAGACAGCAGAGUCUCAUAAACACCUUCAGUCUGUUUGUUCAAAUGUGGCUAGAGGUAUACAAGCAUGUCGGGUUGGGCAGGCAUUCAAAUUAAAAAAGACACACACACACACCAUUCAGCUGUCAGUUAGUCAGACAGUCAGAGGUAUGCUCCACCCCCCACUCCCCAGAAGUGGAGACGGCAAUCAAAUCUCAUCUGCCAAUCAGCAUUUUAUCAGCAUAGCCAUCUGGCCAUCAGAUAAUUGUGUCUCUUUUCCAUCUUUCGAUCUCUCUCUUUAAAUUCAAUUCAAUUUAAGGGCUUUAUUGGCAUGGGAAACGUAUGUUAACAUUGCCAAAGCAAGUGAAGUAGAUAGUAAACAAAAGUGAAAUAAACAAUAAAUAUUAACAGUAAACAUUACACUCAGAAGUUCCAAAAGAAUAAAGACAUUUCAAAUGUCAUAUUAUGUAUAUAUACAGUGUUGUAACAAUGUGCAAAUAAAUAAACAUAAAUAUGGGUUGUAUUUACAAUGGUGUUUGUUCUUCACUGGUUGCCCUUUUCUUGUGGCAACAGGUCACAAAUCUUGCUGCUGUGAUGGCACACUGUGGUUUUUCACCCAGUAGAUAAGGGAGUUUAUCAAAAUUGGGUUUGUUUUCGAAUACUUGGUGGAUCUGUGUAAUCUGAGGGAAAUAUGUGUCUCUAAUAUGGUCAUACAUUUGGCAGGAGGUUAGGAAGUGCAGCUCAGUUUCCACCUCAUUUUGUGGGCAGUGUGCACAUAGCCUGUCUUCUCUUGAGAGCCAGGUCUGUCUACGGCGGCCUUUCUCAAUAGCAAGGCUAUGCUCACUGAGUCUGUACAUAGUCAAAGCUUUCCUUAAGUUCGGGUCAGUCACAGUGGUCAGGUAUUCUGCCACUGUGUACUCUCUGUUUAGGGCCAAAUAGCAUUCUAGUUUGCUCUGUUUUUUUGUUAAUUCUUUACAAUGUGUCAAGUAAUUCUCUUUUUGUUUUCUCAUGAUUUGGUUGGGUUUAAUUGUGUUGUUGUAGUGGGGCUCUGUGGGGUCUGUUUGUGUUUGUGAACAGAGCCCCAGGACCAGCUUGCUUAGGGGACUCUUCUCCAAGUUCAUCUCUCUGUAGGUGAUGGCUUUGUUAUGGAAGGUUUGGGAAUUGCUUCCUUUUAGGUGGUUGUAGAAUUUAACGUCUCUUUUCUGGAUUUUGAUCAUUAGCGGGUAUCGGCCUAAUUCUGCUCUGCAUGCAUUAUUUGGUGUUUUACGUUGUACACGGACGAUAUCUCUGCAGAAUUCUGCAUGCAGAGUCUCAAUUUGGUGUUUGUCCCAUUUUGUGAAUUUUUGGUUGGUGAGCGGACCCCAGACCUCACAACCAUAAAGGCAAUGGGUUCUAUAACUGAUUCAAGUAUUUUUAGCCAGAUCCUAAUUGGUAUGUCGAAUUUUAUGUUCCUUUUGAUGGCAUAGAAGGCCCUUCUUGCCUUGUCUCUCAGAUCGUUCACAUCUUUCUGGAAGUUACCUGUGGCGCUGAUGUUUAGGCCGAGGUAUGUAUAGUUUCUUGUGUGCUCUAGGGCAAUGGUUUCUAGAUGGAAUUUGUAUUUGUGGUCCUGGCAACUGGACCUUUUUUGAAACACAAUUAUUUUUGUCUUACUGAGAUUUAGUGUCAGGGCCCAGGUCUGGCAGAAUCUGUGCAGAAGAUCUAGGUGCUGCUGUAGGCCCUCCUUGGUUGGUUUCUCUUUCUCUCCUAUGUCAAUCAGCGCUGCCCCCCCCCCCCCCCCCCCUGAUCUCUUAAAAUAUUUGCCUUUGAGCUGCCCUCCUGGGUAGAGCUGAAAGGCUGGGCUAGAGGGGGGUUGGACUUGUUUGUUGACAAGUCUCCCUUUAUCAGUUACUCCAUAUUUAUACAUCAGGUUAACUUAUUUAGGGAACAACACUGUGGUCCCAUUGAACCCCAGUCGUGUAUUGUACUUGUAUUGUACCUUCAAAGAUGUUUGGGGGCUUCAGAAAGAAAUGUUGACAUGCAGUAAACCUAUUAGCUGCAAUACUGAAAUGUGCAGUAAGUUAAUGUAUGUCUUUAUUGCCUCCCUACUCUCUCUCUCUCUCUCCCUCAAUUAAAUUAAAUUCAAAGUGCUUUAUUGGCAUGGGAAACAUAUGUUUACAUUGCCAAAGCAAGUGAAAUAGAUAAUAAACAAAAGUUAAAUAAACAAUCUCUUUCUUUCUCUCUCUCUCUCUCUACCUUUCCCUCUAUCUGAGCAGCAGUAGAGACCCAGAGCACCAGCUCUGAGGAGAUGGUGCCCAGUUCACCCUCUCCGCCCCCUCCUCCCCGCAUCUACAAGCCUUGCUUUGUGUGCCAGGACAAGUCCUCUGGAUACCACUAUGGGGUCAGCUCCUGUGAGGGCUGCAAGGUGAGACACACAGAGAGACACAAUAGACUCAGUCAAUAUAUACAGACAGGAUGUAUAACCCAAGCAAAUACAUGAUAUAUACAGAACAUGCAUACACAAACAAACAAGCCAUGAACAGUCAGACAGGGGCACACAUACAACCUACCAUAACUGUUUCCAUGCAGUUGAUCCCUAUUCUGAGACAUUAGAGGAUGUAAAGAUGCCUGUACUGCCCUCUGCUGCAAUCUUUAUCUAAGGACAAAGGCAUGGGCUCAAAUAUCCUCCUGUAGAGUGAGACAUCUAUGCUCCGGAAACAAUGUUUUAAUGGCUGAUUUCUCUCUCUCUUCUACUCUCUUGGUUUCUCAUACUCUCUCUCUCUUUCUUUCUCAGGGAUUCUUCCGGCGCAGUAUUCAGAAGAACAUGGUGUAUACCUGCCACCGAGACAAGAACUGUCAGAUCAACAAGGUGACCCGUAACCGCUGUCAGUACUGCCGGCUGCAGAAGUGCUUCGAGGUCGGCAUGUCCAAAGAAGGUGAGUGCCAGUGCCACAGAUGGAUUACAUUACAACCAGUUUUGUCAAUCCCUGCUGGGUAUGUUGUGCUGAAGUGUAAAGGUGUGAGGGGAUCAGAGAUGGUUUGAAUACAGAGAGUGUGUGAGAGGCAAAGAGUGUUUUGGAAAGGGAUCUCAGUACAGUUCAUGUCUGUGAGUAUUUGGAUAGCACUGAAAUCACAAUAUGUCCCCUCUAUAAGUGGACAUCCUGAGAGGGAGGAAAGAGUGAAGCAUAUGUUACUUUAUCAGACGACAACAAGUACCACCCAAUCUAUCACUCAUCUUCUCUCCCUCCUUCGUUUUAAUAAUCAUUUAGUUGGUGCUUUUAUUUGUCCUAUUUCACACAUGUGUGAAUUGGAAAUGUGUUGCCUCAGAGAGUGGGGUCACAGCCAGGGUCUGCCAUUAUCAACGGCGACCCUGAAGCAUUUAGGAUUAAGUGCCAUGCUCCAGUGCACAUCGACAGAUUUUUCACCUUGUCGGCUCAGGGAUUCAAACUAGCGACCUUUCAGUUACUGGCCCAACACUCUAACCGCUAGGCUACCUGCUGCCUUCUCCCCCAUGCAGCAGUGCGUAAUGACAGGAACAAGAAAAAGAAGGAUGUGAAGGAGGAGGUGGUGUUGCCGGAGAGCUAUGAGCUCAGUGGAGAACUGGAGGAGCUAGUCAACAAAGUCAGCAAGGCCCACAAAGACACCUUCCCCUCACUCGUCCAACUGGGCAAAUACACUACAGUGAGUCAAGUACACACACAUGCACAUGCACACGCACGCGCACACACACACACACACACACACACACAUAUCUCAGCCCUCUCUCUCUGUGUCUCUCCUGUGUUCCAGAACUCCAGUGCAGACCAUCGUGUGCAGUUGGAUCUGGGGCUGUGGGAUAAGUUCAGUGAACUUUCCACCAAGUGCAUCAUCAAGAUAGUGGAGUUUGCCAAGCGCCUGCCAGGCUUCACCACCCUCACAAUCGCUGACCAGAUCACACUCCUCAAAUCAGCCUGUCUGGACAUACUGGUACCUAAACACCUCUCCCUCCACCUCCACUCUGUCUGUACUCCUCUCUCCCUCACUGCUCUUUACAGUGCACACUCAUCUCUCCCUCCACCUUCACUCAUCUCUCCCUCACUACAAUCUAUCCACUCCUCUCUCUCCCUUACAAUGCUUUAUCCAUACUCCGCUUUCCCUCAACACACUAUACACACACAUUGCACUAUCCACGUCACUGUCCUCAGUCCUCUGUCACUCCCUACACUUUACACGACCCCUCUUCCUCGUCCUCCCUUUUCAUCAUCCUUGUUGUCAUUAUUCCCCUAACCUCUCUAUCUUCUCCUCUCCUCACUCUCAGAUGCUGAGGAUCUGCACUCGCUACACCCCGGAGCAGGACACAAUGACCUUCUCAGACGGGCUGACCCUGAACCGGACCCAGAUGCACAACGCAGGCUUCGGCCCGCUCACAGAACUGGUGUUUGCCUUCGCUGGCCAGCUGCUGCCUCUGGAGAUGGACGACACAGAGACCGGCCUCCUCAGCGCCAUCUGCCUCAUCUGUGGAGGUACUGAAGCAUUGGCUGUUAUAGUGUGUGUGUGUGUGUGUGUGUGUGUGUGUGCGCACGCAUGUGUGUUUGUCUCAAUAUACUAAGCACUCUUUCCUCUUCUCUUUUUGUUCCCAUCUUUUUUCCCCCCUGACCCUAUGUCAUUGGCUGUUUACUCUUUCUCACCUUCUAUCAUUGUUUGUUGGCUCUCUCCCUCAGAUCGUAUGGACUUGGAGGAGCCCCAGAAGGUGGACAAGCUGCAGGAGCCCCUCCUGGAGGCCCUAAAGAUCUACGCCCGCCGCAGACGCCCCAACAAGCCCCAUUUGUUCCCCCGUAUGCUGAUGAAGGUCACUGACCUCAGGGGCAUCAGCACCAAGGGUCAGUACAGAUAAGGAUGUAGUACACAGGACAGAGACACGGCACAGCCUAGAUCUCUAUUCUUAACAUAGGCUAUAGCCUUAACACAUUCUGACACAUAGAUCAAUAUGCAUGUAUGGUAGAGCCUCAGACUCUUGCUUUCAAUCAGUAUUGAUAGAGACAUAGAGCCCCAAAUAAUUAACAAUUUAUAACUAACUGAUUGUACGUCGCUCUGGAUGAGUCUGCUGAAUGGCUAAAGUGUAAAUGUGAAUGUAAACUCAUGUUUAUGCGUGUCUCUGUCUCUCUCUCUCUGUGUGUACUGUAGGUGCGGAGAGGGCCAUCACUCUGAAGAUGGAGAUCCCAGGCCCCAUGCCUCCUCUGAUCAGGGAGAUGCUGGAAAACCCUGAGGCCUUUGAGGACAGCAGCGACUCUGGGGACAGCGCCUCUGCCGCCGCCCCCCCUGCCAUCCAGGCCAUCAAGAAAGAGAGAGAGGAGGAGAAGAGCCUGGAGGAGGAAGAUGAGGAGGACGAUUGGGGGGACGAUGAUAGGGAGAGAGGGGUGGACAGCGAUGGGGAGCCCUGGGGGGAGGCUGCAGUGGCAGCAGGGGGGUCCCAGAAAGGGACGACUGGGAGAGCCCAGUGA
Coregonus sp. 'balchen' is the source of this 24496-nucleotide messenger RNA. The record is from the annotation of a GenBank genome assembly. Lineage: Eukaryota; Metazoa; Chordata; Actinopteri; Salmoniformes; Salmonidae.